UCGAUCGGACCGGGAAUAUGGCAAAAGCACGCAAACUGUCAGGGUUAGCAGCUCCAGAUAUCCCACCUGUCCAUCUCGACAUCGAACAAACCGAGGUGGAAGAAAGAGGCUAUUUUCCGCCCGUUCCUCCCACUCUACGAGCUAAGGAUGCAAUACGCUACAUCCCAACGCUCAACGGAGAUGAUGAUGUAGGAGUUGAAGACUUCAUCAAAGAAGUGAGAAGUAUGAAGGAUCGCUGUAUGGAACAAGAUCUAUUGCUAAAAGCAAUAAAAGUGGAAAAGAUCGUGGCGAAAGCAGACCAAAGUAUUCGCAACAUUCCUAUUGAGUGUUACAGUGAUCUGAACGACGCACUCAGAAAUAAUUUAGCAGCACAAGUGACUUCGGAUGAGUACCAAGAACAAUUACGAGAGUUGAGACAGGGACGCGAGGAAUCAGUGCAAAGUUUUAAUAUUCGGUUUAGAAGAAUACUCAACCGUUUGCUGUACGCAGUAACCAAUGAGUACCCACAGCCGCUGACACGUAAGAUUAUGACCGAAGAAAUCACGAAGAAAACUGUUCGUGUGUACCUAAUGGGACUCAGACACGACAUAGGGCGAAUACUAUUAAGCAGUGAACCCUUGAAUCUUUCGGAAGCUGAAAAAAAGGCAGCCGAUAUAAAACGCUACUUGCGAGAAGAACGACAACCUAAUUAGUAAUGUAAUCGCUUAUCUUCCACCAGUAAUCGCCCCAACAACCAGCCAAUGCAGGUAAGACAAUCUAAUGUACCAUCAAGAUCGCCUAAUACGCCAGUAGCUCAGAAACCUGUUACAUUUAACCAAAUAGAAAAUAGACCACCUGCUGAACGCGCGCAGAUGAAGUGCUUCAAGUGCGGAAAGCUGGGAUAUAUUGCCAACAAGUGUCAAAAUUUUCUACUACCGAGCCAGCGCCACCGACCACCCGCAAGGAUUCAGGCAGUCCAGGAAAGGGACGAAAUACAAGAAACAACAUCGAACCAGGAGAUGGACGAACCGUACGAGACAUACGAGUCAACAUCGCCACGGGAAGACUACUCGCAAUACCUUUGUCAACCCGAACCGAAGAGCGAGUAUUUCUGGUCGACACAGGAGCAGGGAUAACCCUGGUGAAACGUAACAAAACUGUCAACGCGAUA
Bombus impatiens (common eastern bumble bee) is the source of this 1150-nucleotide messenger RNA. RefSeq lists its product as uncharacterized. The record is from RefSeq and is a predicted model, not a curated record. Gene Ontology annotation, molecular function: nucleic acid binding; zinc ion binding. The transcript has a single exon. NCBI's taxonomy places the organism in Eukaryota, Metazoa, Arthropoda, Insecta, Hymenoptera, Apidae.